AUGCCGCGUAAGCAGGCUGUCAACCAGGCCAUCUACCUGGACGAAGCAGAAGGGUUCAUCCUUGAACAUGCACUUUUCUCUCCUCCCCGAACAUGGCCUCCUCUCCCGCCUGAACCUCAGGAAGUGAGACUGGCCAACAGUAGGAAGAAGAUGGAUUGGGAUGAAGAAGUGAGAGCACAUCCUGAUAAGCCCAUCGAUAUACCCUUUCCGACUCGUAAACGUAGCAUAACGCAUAAGGAAAGAGCACUUGACGGAGAUGAAGAUGAAGAUGAAGAUGAAGAUGAAGCUGGUGAUUCGAACAAGGAAAGAUGUGUGAUCUGCUUGAUGGAGUUAAAAGAUAGGACGAUAGUCGGAAUGUGCGGGCAUGAAUUCUGCUUCGAAUGUAUAGGGGUAUGGGCAAACCAGAGUAGACGAUGUCCUUUGUGUUCAGCAGAUAUGGCUCCUUUCCUCUUACAUGACUUAAAUUCUAGUACACCUACGAAGUUUUACCUACCACCUUUACCUUCUCGCAGAUUCCCUUCUGCAUCUCUACCUGGACCUUCUCGAUCUCGACUACCCGAGAUCAUACGGCGGGAGAGAAUCGACGAAAGAGAUAUCGAGCCUGAUGAACCAGACGAACUGGAUAUACAGGUGGAAAGGAGGAGGGAGAUCUAUCGUUAUGGACUGUAUGUGAAGCACAUUGGCUCAAACCCACAUACGAAAUACCGUCCCACUCCCACCCCUCGACAAUUUUCUGAAGACCCUUCACUAAUCCAAAGGGCAACGGCAUUUUUACGAAGGGAAUUAAGAGUAUGGCAAGAUUCCAUCGAUGUAGAAUUCUUAACAACGUACAUCAUAUCUCUUUUGAAAACUAUAGAUAUCCGUUCGGAUCCCGCUAUAAGAUUAUUAGCUGAUUAUUUAGAUUCACCCUCGACUACAAAUGAGAACCGGCCUCCUCAUACCACUGUCGCUGAACAUUUCUCACACGAGUUGUAUAGUUUCUUGAGAUCACCUUUUAAGGAGUUGAGGAAAUGGGAUGAGGUUAUACAGUAUGAUCCCAUACCAACCUCUUCUCUGCGAUCACACAGUUCACGGUCUCCCUCUCCAGUCCGAUCAGUAUCACUCUCCCCUCGCUCACUUCGAUCGGGGUCACCCUCAUCAUCGCCUGAUCGAUGCGGGCGCAACUGGAAUCGAAGAGAUGUGUUCGUACCCUCAGUCUCACCAGAUGCAAAGAGGUGGGACGAGAAUGACACAUGGUUAGAUCCGGAAUAUGCAGCUUGGUUAGAAGAAGAGAAGAGACGAGAGGAAGAUAGAAGAGAAAGAAAGAGGUUGAAAAGAUCUAGUAGACGUGAAUCGCAACUGCAGCUGGAAAGUAAACCCAUGAGAGCAUGGGGAGAAGGAGAAGCAAGGAAGGAAAGAGUGGAAUUACUACCUGAACCUCCAGAGCCACCUUUAAGAAUGGACGUGGACGGUAAAGAAGAGGAAGAGGUGAAACCGACCGUUGGGUUGACCAUCAAAGGCGUAGCUAGAUCGACGUCAUCAUUGAUAACCACGCCAGCUCCUAGCGAACCGGCUGCUCGAAGGAGAUUGAUCGAGAAACUCAACAAGGAGAAAGCCAAUGGCCCAUCUCAACCUGUUGUCGAGGGAGGUACAACACGCAAGAUGACAUUGGAAGAGAUGAAAGAGAGAUUGUUAAGAUUGAAGUCUGAGAGUGCGGCUCGAUCGUCACCAUCAAUGUCGUCAACGAACGAUAAGACUGUUAGAUUGAAAGAGAAAUUAGCUAGAUUGAAAGCUGAAGCAUCGAUCAGCCAGCCUGUAUCAUCAGUUGAAGAGGAUCAAGACCGAGAUCAGAAUACCCAGACGGAAACCGAGAUGGAUGAUAACACCUUAUUCCCAAUCGAUCAGAAUACGUAUAAUCAUGAAAACAAUGACGACCAAUACGAGAAUACUUAUGAUAAUGCUCAUGUGUCACAUGUCGGAAGAAAUCGAAUGUCAGAAAGUAAAAGACGUGAAAUCAGGAUCAAAACUCGACUCGAAACCGAACGUAUCAUCUACGUUAAAAACACAAACGAAUCUAAAGCUCAGGAACUACGUCGAAGGAUCUUACAGAAUAAAGCUAAGAGGGAAAAAGAACAGAUGGAAAGUAAUUUUGGAGGUAUGAAGGAUGAUAAGAUCCUUUCGUCCAUGGAUGUGGAAGAACGAAAGAAAGAAGUAAGAAGGAGAUUGAUGAGGUUGAAGAUGCUUGGAGCGGAGACUGAGCAGGAGAGGCGAGCGAGAGUUCUCAAAGAGAGAUUGAUGGAGAAGAAGAGAAAGAGUAGUUUGCCAAAUGGGGUCGUGGAGGUCGCUGCGUAG
This is a messenger RNA of Kwoniella mangroviensis CBS 8507, 2331 nucleotides long. RefSeq lists its product as uncharacterized. Gene Ontology annotation, molecular function: ubiquitin protein ligase activity. Bases 1 to 2331 code for a protein of 776 amino acids. Lineage: Eukaryota; Fungi; Basidiomycota; Tremellomycetes; Tremellales; Cryptococcaceae. The record is from RefSeq and is a predicted model, not a curated record. The transcript is spliced from 6 exons. Gene Ontology annotation, biological process: protein monoubiquitination; protein polyubiquitination.